UUGUAAGCAUUUGAAGCAAGCAAGAAAGCUAAGCAUGCCAUCGCUUGGAGCAGCCAGGGACGGCGGCGGCGGCGGCGAGGCCGGCGUGACCACCGCCGCCGCCAAGGCCACGUCGACGGCGACGCUGCUGAGCCUGCUCCGAGCCAAGUCGGAGCGGAGCGCGGAGGCGGAGGAGAAGGUGGAGUGGGUCAGGUCCCAGCUCGUCGGCGCCGGCGCCGAGUUCGACACGCCGUUCGGCCGCCGCCCCCUCGUCUACGCCGACCACACCGCCUCCGGCCGCGGCCUCCGCUACGUCGAGGACUACGUCCUCCACCAUGUCCUCCCCUUCUACGGGAACACGCACACGGAGGACAGCUACGUGGGGAGCAGGACGACGAGGAUGGCGAGGAAGGCGGCGAGCUACAUCAAGCGGUGCGUGGGGGCCGGCGGCGCCGCGGGCGGCGACGUCGCGCUGCUGUUCUGCGGGUCGGGGGCGACGGCGGCGGUGAAGCGGCUGCAGGAGGCGAUGGGCGUGGCGGCGCCGCCGGGGCCGCUGCGGGAGCGCGCGGCGGCGCUGCUCCGGCCCGAGGAGCGGUGGGUGGUGUUCGUGGGUCCGUACGAGCACCACUCCAACCUGCUGUCGUGGCGGCGGAGCCUCGCCGACGUCGUCGAGGUCGGCGCCGGCGACGACGGGCUCCUCGACCUCGCCGCGCUCCGCCGCGCGCUGCGCGCCCCCGAGCACGCCGACCGCCCCAUGCUGGGGUCCUUCUCCGCCUGCAGCAACGUCACCGGCGUGCUCACCGACACCCGCGCCGUCGCCCGCCUCCUCCACCAGCACGGCGCCUUCGCCUGCUUCGACUUCGCCGCCAGUGGGCCCUACGUGGAGAUCGACAUGAGGCCCGGAGAGGUGGACGGCUACGACGCCGUGUUCCUGAGCCCGCACAAGUUCGUCGGCGGGCCGGGCACGCCGGGGAUCCUCCUGAUGAGCCGCUCGCUGUACCGGCUGUCGUCGCAGCCGCCGACGACGUGCGGCGGCGGCACUGUCGCCUACGUGAACGGCGCCAGCGAGCGCGACACGGUGUACCUCGCCGGCGUCGAGGAGCGGGAGGACGCCGGCACGCCGCCCAUCGUCGGCAAGGUCCGCGCCGCGCUCGCGUUCUGGGUCAAGGCGCGCGUCGGCCGCGGCGGCGCCGUCGCGCUCCGGGAGCGCGCCCACGCCGACGCCGCCAUGGCGUGGCUGCUGGGCAACCCCAACGUGGAGGUGCUCGGCAACGUCGCCGCCCCGCGCCUCCCCAUCUUCUCCUUCCUCGUCUUCCCCGGCGACGGCGACGACCGGCGGCUGCCGCUGCACGGGCGGUUCGUGGCGAAGCUACUGAACGACCUGUUCGGCGUGCAGGCGAGGGGCGGGUGCGCGUGCGCGGGGCCGUACGGGCACGCGCUGCUCGGCGUCGGCGACGAGCUCUCGCUCCGCAUCCGCGCCGCCAUCGUCAGGGGGUACCACGGCGUGAAGCCGGGGUGGACGAGGGUGAGCUUCGCCUACUACCUCUCCGGCGACGAGCUCCGCUACGUCCUCGCCGCCAUCGACUUCGUCGCGGCGCACGGCCACCGCUUCCUCCCGCUCUACGCCUUCGACUGGGCCACCGGCGACUGGUCCUUCCGCCGCGCCGCGCUCAAGCGCCAGCUCAUGGCGCGCGAGCUGCUCCACUGCCACCUUGGCAGCAGCUCCGCCACCAGCAGCGACUCCGACGGCGGCGAGUUCCAGACGGCGAGGAAGACAACGGCGGCGGGCAAGGUUGGCGGUGACGUCAGCGCCGACAAGUUCGAGGGCUACUUGGAGAGCGCGAGGAGGAUCGCGCGGUCGCUGCCGGACACGUGGCAGGCGACUGUCACUGUGCCAGAGGGAAUUGACCCUGACAUUGUUCUUUUUCGAGUGUGACUAAUUAGUAAUUAAUCAAUCUUGUGUCGUUGAUUAAUUGUGCUCAGGUUAAAAUUAGAGGAAUAGCAUGUAUAGAUCGAGUAUAGUGUUGGAGGAUAAGUGAGGGGACUGUCUAUAUUUAUACCGCUAUAUUUUUCAUAAAAAAAAGCAUAUAUACUGACAAAUAUAACGUUGUACUGAAACUAAUUAGGAGACGCAUGCAAGAAAGUGAUGUGUA
This is a messenger RNA of Oryza sativa Japonica Group (Japanese rice), 2132 nucleotides long. RefSeq lists its product as uncharacterized. The record is from RefSeq and is a predicted model, not a curated record. NCBI's taxonomy places the organism in Eukaryota, Viridiplantae, Streptophyta, Magnoliopsida, Poales, Poaceae.